GAGUUACUGCGCCUGCACACACACAAACACACACAUACACACACACACACACACACACAGACAAUUCUGCCUUAAUAGCACAGACACCUUAAACAAUCACUCAUACAGAUUUACAGAGUUAUCAACUCACACACUCGUACACACACAACCACACAGACACACACUCAUGUUGCGGGAGUUGCUGUUGGUGUGUGUGGUGGGCAGCGUGGGUGCAGCCGUGGGCGCAGACGUGUGUCCCUCCGUGUGCUCGUGUCAACAGGAAGGAGCGCUGCUGAUCACAGACUGCUCCGAACUCGGACUAUCAUCCGUCCCUGAGGAUCUAAACCACCUCACCUCUUACCUAGAUCUCAGCAUGAACAACAUCAGUGAAAUCCACCCAAACGCUUUCCACAACCUGCCCUUCCUCACCGAACUACGUCUCUCUGGGAAUCAGCUCAGACACAUCAGCGGCUCGGCCCUCCGCGGACUCACUGGCCUCAAAAUCUUGAUGCUGCAGAACAACCAACUCGAGAGACUGGAAAGUGAAGACCCAUGGGAACUGCCUAAUCUGCUUUCACUGCGUCUGGACGCUAACCUCAUCGCAGACGUCCCUGCCCAGACGUUUUCAGGCAUGCGGUCUCUGCGCCACCUGUGGUUGGACGACAACGCGCUAGCCGACAUCCCAGUGAGCGCACUCAGUGACCUUUCCACCCUGCAGGCCAUGACCCUCGCCCUCAACCGCAUCACACACAUCCCUGACUAUGCCUUCAGGAACCUGUCCAACCUCGUUGUGCUGCAUCUUCAUAACAACCUAAUCCAGACUCUGGGAGAGAACUGCUUCGAGGGCCUGCGAAGUCUCGAGACUCUCGAGCUGAACUUCAACACCCUUCAGGAAUUUCCCGUGGCCAUCCGGACACUGAACAAACUCCAGGAGCUGGGUUUCCACAACAAUAACAUCAGGGUGAUUCCUGAGAGAGCUUUUGUGGGGAACCCGCUGCUGCAGACCAUUCAUUUCUACGAGAAUCCCAUCCAGUUUGUUGGAAGAUCUGCCUUCCAGUUCUUGCCGCAGUUACACACUCUAUCUUUAAAUGGUGCCAGUGAGAUACAGGAAUUUCCUGACCUGACAGGGACCACCAGCCUGCAAGUGCUCACUCUGACCCGAGCAGGUCUCACCAGUCUGCCACCUGAUCUCUGUCAACAGCUCCCCAAUCUUAGAGUGCUAGAGUUGUCCCACAAUGCAGUUGAAGAUUUGCCAAGUUUUUACCGCUGCACUUCUCUGCAAGAGAUUGGACUGCAGCACAAUCGGAUCAGGCGGAUCGAGGUGAACACGUUUCAGCAGCUUGUAUCACUUCGAUCACUUGACCUAAGUUGGAAUCAGAUUGAGGUGAUCCAUCCUGAAGCCUUCAGCUCUCUCCACUCUCUGCUCAAACUUGAUCUGAGUGAUAACCGGUUAUCCAGAGUCCACUUGUCCGGCUUGAACAGUCUUACUCACCUCAAACUUAGAGGAAACACACACCUGUCUCACUCCUUCAGAAAUGAAGAGCUACCCAACAUCAGGGUAAUCGAGAUGCCCUAUGCAUAUCAGUGCUGUGUGUUCGGAGGGUGCAGCAGUUACAGGUCCGCCUCUAAGUGGGAGGAAACGGCAAAGACAGAGGAGGAGGAGAUUCAGAAAAGACCGCUCGGCCACGUCCCAAUUCACUCCGACUAUGAUCCUGAUCUGGAGGAAUUUCAAGCAGCCAUUGAAGAGUCCAAACUCCAAACUAGUGUCCAGUGCACCCCUGUCCCAGGUCCGUUUAAGCCGUGUGAUGCGCUGUUCGACAGCUGGUUGGUUCGUUUGGGGAUGUGGAUCGUUUCUCUCGUCUCUCUGCUGGCCAACAUCCUCCUCGUGCUCUCCAUCUUCGCCUCGCCCAGCUACCUCUCACCUGUUAAGUUCAUCAUCGGCUCCAUCGGCGCUUCUAACCUGCUCACUGGACUCUGCGUGUCUGUGUUGGCGCUAAUUGACGCUCUGACCUUUGGCGAGUUCGCCUCCUAUGGUGCACGCUGGGAAACAGGCACUGGUUGUCGAGCCACAGGGUUCAUCUCUGUAGCAGCAUCAGAAUCAUCCAUCCUGUUCCUGGUGCUUGCGGCGGUGCAGUGCAGUGUUUCUGUCUCGUUUGGGAAGUCGCCGUCUCACAACAGUGUCCGGUGCGCCGCUGCAGUAUGCGUGACGCUUUCAUUGGUUUCGGCAAGCCUGCCUCUGCUGGGGGUGGGGAAAUUUGGAACAACACCCCUUUGUAUCCCCUCCCCACUCCCAGAUGCUGCGCCCACCACACUGGGAUUCAUGGUAGCUCUGAUUAUGAUGAACUCUCUCUGUUUCCUGCUGAUCACGAGCACCUAUAUUAAGCUCUACUGGGAUCUGAUGAAGGGUAACUUUGACAGUGUGUGGGACUGCGGCAUGAUCAAGCACGUCGCCUGGCUCAUUUUCACCAACUGUCUCCUUUACUGCCCUGUCGCGUUCCUCACAUUCGCCUCCUUGCUUUCCCUCAUCCCCAUCAGCGAGGAUGUGAUCAAAUCAGUCCUGCUACUGCUCCUCCCACUCCCAGCAUGUGUCAACCCGCUGCUUUACCUCCUCUUCAACCCGCACUUCCGCGAGGACGCAAAACUCCUUCUAAACCGAGCUCGGCUGGUGCAGGACCGCGUUCUCGACUCAUUUGUCUCAGUAGAGAUGGAGAAGAGCUCAUGCGACUCCACCCAAGCGCUUGUGCCUUUUUGCUCAGAGGCAGAUGCGACACUUGAGGGCUCAGUGCCACUUGUGCCAUGCCAGCUGCAGAUGUUGAAUAAAGAAAAUGACAAAAACGAAGAAAACUUGUGGAGCAAACGAAUGGACAAUCAGAGGGGAAGCUCUCUCAUCUCUGGAGUUUAUCAGUCUUCACAUCCCGCAUGCCAUUCAUAAAUCCUGUCGGACCUCGCUCAGAUAUCGAUACCCUUCCAACUAGGGCAUAGACAUUUAUCAUGGACAAAAUUAUAUAACUUUUUUGAUAAGGGAGGAAAUUAAUAUGGACUCAACCUGUUGGACCUAACAUGUUUCGUACAUUAAGCAGGUGUAAUAUUUCAAAUCCUUUUAAACCAUACAAUAAUAGUUUGGCCCAAAAUGUAAUAAUGUCACAAUGUCAUCGCAAUGUUAGCUCAAAUCUAGUUGCUCAACCAAGAUGUGUUUCGGGGCAAAUAGCUUCAGGGCAAAUUAGGGAAAAAGAAAAACAAAAUCUAAACAAAUGCUAAACAUAUAUAUGCACUACUGAAGCUUGUUUACACAAAAUAUAAUAUCACUCAGCUUUAUAAUAACACCUCAUAUUGAUCAGAAUUAUCCUGCGAUCGCGCCAUAAUAGCACAAUCGCCACGUAACACAGUUGUGACUUUUUAUUCACACAAUUGUCACUUCUUUAUCUCACCAUUAUAACAAAGGAUCCAAACUUGGGUCAGUGGUAGCUCAGUGGUUAAGGCAUUGGACUACAGUUCGGAAGAUCCCAGGUUCAAACACCACGACCACCAAGUUGCCACUGUUGGGCUUUAGAGCAAGGCCUUCAACUCUCAACUGCUCAGAUGUAUAAUGAGAUAAAAAUGUAAGUCGAUCUGGAUAGGAGCAUCUCCCAAAUGCUGCUGUCACAUAACAUUAUGUUAUUGCAACCUAACAUCAAGCUUGCAUCAGCAUCAGACACUUUCCGGUUUAGCAGAAAAAUAAAUCCAUCAGUGAUCGACGAGCAGCCAUUCCCAAACUUAACAAAGCUGUGGCCCAAUUCUAAUGUUCUGUGACCCACCCAAACCUUGAAUUAUAUCUUCUGAUCAAUGCGAGAGAUGAAGAUAAAUGAAGAAUAUAAUGUUGUUUAAAUUCAUUGGCUGUUUUAUUAGUUCUUGUUAUUUUUUAUAUGUAAAUACUUAUUUAGAAAUAUUUCAUUAGAAUCUUUUAAAACCUAAUUACAACAUUGAAAAGGUAAAACCUUUUAUUUAUUUGUUAUAAAUGACCUUCUGCAUCCCACCUGCAGUACCCCAAGGGCCUAUAAGGAGGCCAUGCCCUACACUUUGGGAAACACUGAGUUAGUUGAGCAGCAAAGAAAUGGACUUUCAAGACCUGAGACAGAAAAGACAGUCCCCGACUUACGAAAAUUUGAGUUCUGAAUUUCCGCAGAUACGAACAGACCACAAUUCUACGAACAUUCAUAGAUCGUGUAUUGUACAAAAAAUAGACAUUGCAGUGCACCAGAUACCAAUAUUUUCAGUGUAGGUAAAUGUAUAAAAUGUCCAGUAUAUUGUAUGUGUGUGUGGGGGUACAGUAGCAAUUUAUCGGCUUCAUAGGUUUCGGUGAAUCAGCCCGGAAGCACGAUGAUAGAAAAUGGCUGUCCUGUAAAGCUGUUCUGAUGGUAAAUAAUCCUAAUUUGGGAAAAUCCUCACUAAAAGUUCACAGUUUGAUACAGGGGAAAACAGCUCACAGAAUGGCGUCCAAGUCAUUUGUCAAAGACGUAUAAGACUCAUUUUGUCGGACUUAAGAACAAAUCCGAUUUAUGAACCUUUUUCUGAAACCGAACUCGGUCGUAAGAAGGGACAACCUGAGAUAUAGAGCAUGAGUAGGUAUACUGUAUAUUAUUAUUAUUAUUAUUAUUAUUACCACUAGGGGCGUUUAACUGGAAAGUGGUCCAUUCCAACAUACUCUGUGACCUUUUAUCUUAGCAUCGACAUAUCACUCAAUUGUGUCCUAACAUUUACCAUUACAGCAGAACCUCAUAUCACUGUGACAUAUCAUCACACAAUUUCUACUUCCAUUAUUUCACUUUUGCACACAAUUGUGACUUUUUUUUCUAUCAGUUUUGACAUAUCAUGCCAUUGCAACAACUUUUCAUACCUCAUAAUUUCAAGUUUAUUUCAUGCCUUUUUUUUCCUCAUAAUUGCAAGUAAAUAUUUCAUCAUCAUGACUUUGCAUCCCACGGUUUAACAUGACACAAUUGUGACUUUUAGUGCCCCUGUUUUCCCUGAAACCAAACAACACCAAAAUCCAGCAGUGUUUAAAAAAGCAAUGUAACAUAGAUGAAGUGUUUUUUUUUUUUUUUAUCAGGAACUUCCCAGUUAUCCCAGUAGAAAUUUUGCCAUGGUACAGGUACCAUGGUAGUCAAAUGGUACCAUUGUACUUAUUUGCUGAUAUAGUACUGUACACGUAUCACAAUUAUGUAUGUGGUUCUACCAUAGGGCAUACUUGGGACCAUAGUGUUAUUGUGGAACAUGCACCAGUACACUGUCAAAAAAUGCUAUAUAUUUAUACCUACAAUGAUGGUAAUAUUUAUAUAGUAUGUAGCAUUAAUUAAACUCUAUAAUGUAUAUUUAAACUUUUAAUAUUACAUACAAUAAUGUGGUGCUGCCUGUACUAUACUGUACCAUACCAGCAGUAUGUGCUAACAUAUCCAAUAUGGUUCAUUAUACAAGAACAUACCCUAUUAAAUACUUGCUGAAUUUUGGUAGCCAAUGUGGAACCCAGUAAGUACCACAGUGUUCACCAAAGUAUUGUGGUACUCGCUUAAGCUCCAUCGUAUCUACCCUGGUACUCUAUAUCGCUUACCACGAUGUUGUCUGGAGUACCAUGGUAAUACUCUUAUAUACAAUGGUACUCCAUGGUAUACCAGAGUAUUACCAUGGUAUAAUGGUAUUAUGGUACUGUAUGUACUACAGUUUAUCAUAGUAGGUCUGUGUGUAUGUGGUGUUUUGGUUUUGGUUGGUUAAGGGUUGGAAAUAAUCUUAUAACCCAUGUGGAAUUUAACCCAAUCAUUCAUUAACAUGAGCCAAAAGGGGGUGAGAUAAAAGUGUGUUAUAUAUUCAUACAUGUGGAAAAACAUUUCUCUAAGUUUCUACACUCUGCUGGUAAAUUUGAUCAGGGUCAGAACGGGCCAUUUCAUUUUUGCCUGAAACGUUCCUUUAAUAUUACAAUGUGAAAAUGGUUGCUCUAGCCUGCCUGGUCUUUGGUAGUGUUUUGUUUUAAAUAAAACACUUCAUUAAAAUGACCAAGCAAUUAAUCACAUACUAUGUUAAAAUACAAUAAAAAAUAAAAUUUUGUUAAAGGUUUUUGUUUAUCAUAAGCGCGGACAACUCGCAGGAUAAAAACUAAAAUAAAAAACGAAAUAUUAUUAGAUUAAACUGGAAUUGAAACAUUUAUGGUGCAACAGUCUGACAUUGGACUUGGAUGUGUAUUCAGUGGGUUUUGUUGUUUUUUUACAUGUGUAAAUGUAACCAGAGAAACAGCCGUGGAUUAGACUGUACUACAGCGUGCGGGGUUUUGCUUUUCACAGAUGUAAAGUAGCUAGCUAUUAUGUAUAAAAUAUAAAUAUAACUACCUCUAAACUAGCAUGCUCAUUUCCCUAUUUUUUUACUCAGAGUGUGUUUUGUUUCUAUUCUUUUUUUAUAUAUAAAAUGUAUAAGAAAAAUAAAUAAUUUUUAU
Clarias gariepinus (North African catfish) is the source of this 6433-nucleotide messenger RNA. RefSeq names its product leucine-rich repeat-containing G-protein coupled receptor 6 (gene lgr6). Gene Ontology annotation, biological process: G protein-coupled receptor signaling pathway. Gene Ontology annotation, molecular function: protein binding; protein-hormone receptor activity; G protein-coupled receptor activity. The record is from RefSeq and is a predicted model, not a curated record. The coding region runs from base 167 to 2911 and encodes 914 amino acids. Gene Ontology annotation, cellular component: membrane. The transcript has 18 exons. NCBI's taxonomy places the organism in Eukaryota, Metazoa, Chordata, Actinopteri, Siluriformes, Clariidae.